Messenger RNA from Megalops cyprinoides (Indo-Pacific tarpon), 3100 nucleotides. It is a transcript of the gene smg8, whose product is annotated as SMG8 nonsense mediated mRNA decay factor. Gene Ontology annotation, biological process: nuclear-transcribed mRNA catabolic process, nonsense-mediated decay. NCBI's taxonomy places the organism in Eukaryota, Metazoa, Chordata, Actinopteri, Elopiformes, Megalopidae. The coding region runs from base 1 to 2769 and encodes 922 amino acids. The transcript is spliced from 4 exons. The record is from RefSeq and is a predicted model, not a curated record.
AUGGCGGUGCCCAUGAGCAUAGCGUCUUUGCUGCAGUCGGAGCUGACAGAAGAUCCUCUGUACAAAGAUGAGGGCCUUUGCGUACUGGGAAUUUUCGGAAAAAGUGCUAUGCAACCUGGAUCUGCCAAAGAGUCCCUCAUAAAUACAUUGGCAGAUAAGCAUAUCUUCCCUUUGUUUGGGCCGGACGAGACGGACUGUCCGGGAGGGGGGAGCUUUAUUCAGGCGUAUUAUAAUCAGGAGAGCCGAGUUCUGUAUCUGGUGCUUACUUCUGUCUGUGACAACCGACAACUUCUCCGGGCAUGUGAAUCUCUGAGUGCGGGCAUCGGGCACUCCGACGCGCAUGAUUUCUGGAAAGGGGCGGAGAAGCAGCAUUGCUUGCAGCUACUGUACCUCUUCUCGCUGUGCCAUGUUUUGCUACUUGUCCAUCCUACGAGCUCUUUUGAUGUCACCUACGAUAGGUUGUUCCGCGCCCUGGACGCGCUUCGACAGAAAGCUCUGCCUCUGUUACGUGCUGCCAUCAAGGACUCCCCAGUGUCUAAGGAAUGGAAGGUGAACUGCAGACCCUGUCCCCCGCGCCUGCUCUUCGUAUUCCAGAUGAACGGAGCUCUCAAAGUAAGUGGUGGGACGGGACUGACAGGGAAUGGCACAGACGCAGCCGGGGGAAAUCCUGACAAACCCAAGAAACACUCGCCGCGGAGGCGUCUCCAGCAUGCUUUGGAGGACCAGAUCUAUCGCAUUUUCCGAAAAAGCCGGGUCCUCACCAACCAAAGUAGUAAUUGUCUCUUCACCGUGCCAGCUAACCAGGCAUUUGUCUACGUGGUUCCUGGACCCGACGAAGACCCGGUUGGAGCGUUGCUGGGGCAACUAAGGGCAAACUGCGCCUUGCGAGAAAAUGAUACGGGAAUGCCUGUAUCUGGACCACGGCGCUACCAGCAGAUGCGCCACACGGCACGACAGCCGUCUUUCACCGUAGAGAAUAGUAGCCUGUCAUCUGCAGGCGGUCAGCUGGUGGACUGCACUUUGAAGGAAUUCCUGUGGCAGCACGUCGAGCUCGUGUUGACUAAAAAAGGCUUUGAUGACAGUGUGGGUCGCAAUCCACAGCCAUCACACUUUGAGUUACCCACAUACACGAAAUGGGCACAAGUUGCCUGUAGACUUUAUCAGGUGAUGAUAGACAGUACUGAAGAGGAAACGGCUGAGCUCGCUAUGAAAGUGCAGGGUCAGCUGAAAGUGCUUGAGGGUUUUCUUGACGCUGAUGCCAAGUUCUCGGAGAACAGAUGCCAGAAAGCCCUACCGCUGGCUCACAGCGCGUAUCAGUCCAACCUUCCCCACAAUUACACCACCACAGUGCACAAAAACCAGUUGACGCAGGCGCUGCGUGUGUACAGCCAACACGCUCGUGGAGUAGCGUUCCAGCGGUAUGCGCUGCAGCUGCACGAGGACUGCUACAAGUUCUGGAGUAACGGGCAUCAGCUGUGUGAGGAACGCAGCCUGACAGAUCAGCACUGCGUGCACAAAUUUCACCUGCUGCCCAAGCCAGGGGAGAAGCCUGAGAUGGACCGCAACCCACCCAUCCUCCACCACAACAGCAGGGGGCGCUCAACUAGCUCCUGCAACUGUGGUCGCAAGCAAGCUCCCCGGGAAGACCCCUUUGACAUCCAGGCUGCCAACUAUGACUUCUAUCAAAUGCUAGAGGAGAAAUGCUGUGGGAAACUGGAGAGGAUCCAUUUCCCUGUGUUUCAGCCCAGUACACCAGACCCAGCUCCCGCCUGUGACGAAGGAGCCAGGCCUCCCGAAUCAGGGGGGUCGGGGGAGGGAGAGCGGCUGAAGGAGAAGGACACUGCGAGUCACACACCUGGGGAUAGCACCAGCCUGAGCCUGGCCCUUAGCCUGGGCCAGUCCACAGACAGCCUUGGGCCCUACGGGGAUGGUGGUGAGGGACAGGAGAAGAGACCUAGCCUUGUGGACCGCCAGCCCUCAACGGUGGAGUACCUUCCAGGCAUGCUGCACUCUGGCUGUCCAAAGGGUCUCCUGCCCAAGUUCUCCAGCUGGUCCCUGGUCAAGCUGGGCCCAGCCAAAGCUUACAACUGCCACACUGGUCUUGAGCAACCGGGCUUCCUCCCAGGCUCGUCUUUCCUGCUACCCUGGGACGUGGUGAUUCGCUGCCGUUCGGAGGAGGAGGUGGGGUUAUCAGAACCCCUCGAUGGAGGCCCCUCCUCCUGGCCAGCCCCGAACAAGGCCCUCACUGGAAAGCGUGGAGGUGUUGGUGGUCUGGGUCGCGGCCGCAGGCGAGACGACGUGGCCCGAGCCUUUGUUGGGUUUGAGUAUGAGGACAGCAGGGGGCGCCGCUUUCUAAGCUCUGGGCCUGACAAGGUGGUGAAGGUGCUUGGCCCGGGAGGGGCCAAAGAGCCAGCAACCAGGGUGCUAAAUGCUGACAUGCCACUGUACAUUCCCUCUCCUGCCCAAGGACGUGGCCUGAAGCCCCACUACGCCCAGCUCAUACGCCUCUUCAUCGUGGUCCCUGACGCCCCGCUGGAGAUUACUCUCAACCCACAGGUCCAGCCAGGUCCCCCUCCUUGCCCAGUGUUCCACCCAGAGCAGACAGAACUGGUCCUGCCUCCCGAUGGGCUCUGGGUUCUGCGUUUCCCCUAUGCCUACGUGACCGAGCGCGGCCCCUGCUACCCUCCCAAGGAGAACCAGCCCUUGGCCAGCUAUCGGGUUCUGAAGGGCAUUUUGCGUGCCAACACUGCCAGCACCCCUCCACAGUGACCCCUCCCAAAACUGGGGCCUGAUCUCAGAGCCUGACCGAUAUAGGGAAAUCUGGCCAAUAUGCUGAAGGGAACCAGCGGGGAAUGCUACCAACAGCCUUCUGUUUUGACAGUCUGAUUGGUAGCUAAAAUCCAUCUCAUUAGCAACCAACCACAUCUCCUCAGCAGCUGUGCCUCGACUCGUUUGUGUUUGCGAUUGGUGAACUUUUUCAUUGAGGUGGAGAAGGACAACCUUUAAAUGUGGCUUUGCUGUGCAUUAAAACUCACAUAAGCGUACCUGCAAAAGCAGAUGAUAAUUUUUCAUGUUUUCAGUUUUGACAAGAAAAUAUAAA